Moneuplotes crassus is the source of this 637-nucleotide messenger RNA. NCBI's taxonomy places the organism in Eukaryota, Ciliophora, Spirotrichea, Euplotida, Euplotidae. The record is from the annotation of a GenBank genome assembly.
AUGUUUUUGCCUAAUCUCACUAUCUCCUAUAGACCUGAGACACAUGAAAUCUCAUGUGAUUUAUUAUGAGCAAUUAUUGAACAUCUAUUAUCUUGCAAGUACCACCCCAAUGAGGUUGAUAAUCAUUCUUUAGACCUCAGAAACAGAACAAAGUACCUCAGAAGCUGAAAGGCUACUACAGAAGUGUCAAAGAUAUAAGUUCAUUUCUCAACAGCAGUGGUAAUCUACAUGAACAAAUAGGAUCUCCAUCUAAUACUAGUACUGAAGACUCAAUAAUCCAAGCUUUUGAAAAAGGAUUUCUAAAGAACGCUACUAGGGAGGUGUUAAACAAUAAAUUGAGACAAAUUAAGGAAGGAAAUAAUACUAAAGAAGCGAUCAAAGAUGUUCUGGAAUUUACAGUCAAAUCUAAAAAGGAUCAGUUCAUAGAUGAGUUAAAGCUCCUGGAGGGAAGACUUGGCAGUCCUCAAAAGAAUAGGUCCUUUUUAAAAUUUCCGGUUGCCAGACGGACAAGAGAUAGAAGCUGACAUUCACCAGAAUAUAUGACAGGUGAUAGUCCAUCAAAAAUUAAGAUUCACAACUAAAAGUGUGUUUUUGUGCACUUUAGAGAAUUUUAAGGAAAGGAUUUUUGAAGGCAUAC